AACAAUAUUGGGGAAAGAAGGAAGGGGGAGAAAGAACAGCCUCUAACGUUGAUAGUGUGUGAGAAGCAAUGGUUAGCGAAGAAGAGAGGGUUCUGGAAAAGCAAAUCGAACUUCAAUUGCAAGAACAAAGGGAUUCUCUCUUUGCUAUUGAUCAAGCUCUUCUCUCUGAUCCAACCAAUUCCGAGCUCCUCGCGGUUCACGAGGAACUUGUCCAGGCAAUUAACGAUGCAGAGGAAGGACUUUUUCACCUAAAACGUGCACGAUUGUUACAGGAAGCUGAUUCAGUGCUGCAUAGCACUAAUAUUUUUCCUGAAGAAGAGAAAGUGGAGCCCCUUGAUCCCACCGAUGUUGAACCAGAGCCACUGGAGGAAAAUUGUUAUUCUGUUGGAUCUAAAUGUAGAUUCCGUCACAAAGAUGGGCGUUGGUACAAUGGUCAAGUGGUGCAGUUGGAUAAUUCAGUGGCAAAGAUUUCAUUCCUUACUCCCAGAUCUGAGAAUAUGCUGAUGUGCAAGUUCUUUUUACAACAACGAUGUCGGUUUGGUACUAACUGUCGCCUAUCACAUGGAGUUGAUGUUCAAUUGUCCUCCCUUAGGAAAUAUGUUCCAACAAUCUGGAAGCCGUCCCUUGUGGGAUCAAGUAUAUGGGCAGUCUCAAAUGCGAAUGCAAAUGCAGGCAUUUGGAGAGAAGCUGAGCUUUCGUCGUGGGACGAAAAGGCUGGAGUUGGACAAGUUGUUUUUCGGGAUGAUGGAAGUUCUGUGAAGCUUGGUGCAGAAGAAAUGGUGUUAUCUGAGUAUGCAGAAGCUAGUGACUUGGAGAGUGAUUCCAGCUUAGAACGAUCCGAUUCUUGUAGCGACUUCGAUGAAGAGGAAUCACAAGGUUUAGGGUUUCUGGAGAGUACCAACCUACAGAGAGGUAUUCAAACUGAAACUGCUAUAUUUGCCAAGUGGGAGAACCACACUAGAGGUGUAGCUUCCAAAAUGAUGGCUAAUAUGGGUUACCAAGAAGGAAUGGGUUUAGGUUUAACUGGUCAGGGAAUGCUACAUCCCAUACCAGUGAAGGUUCUACCACCAAAGCAAUCCUUAGAUCAUGCACUUGAGUCUCAUAAAAGAGAAGAGAACAUAGGGAAGCAACGUAAGAAACGGAGCAGAGGUGGCAAGAGAAAACGCGAGAAGAAAUUUGCAGAAGCAAAUCGAGCAGCGAAAGAGGAAGAAGAAUCGGCAGAUGUCUUCACACUAAUAAACAAUCAGCUGGCAAUGCAUGGUGAGGCAUUCAAUGGUGGUUCAAUGAAGAAGCAGCAAAGUAAAGGUUCAGGGGAAGGUAAAAAGGUGGAUAGGAGGGUUUUGGUUGCUUAUGAGGAUGAGGUGAAGGAUUUGAAGAUGAGGGUUGAAAAGCUUGAACAAAUGGUGAAUAUGAACAAAAAAGAGAAGGCUGUUUAUGAGGCUGCUAUGAGAAAAUUAAUUGAAACCCGCAAGGCUUUGGCAGAGGCUGAAGCAGUUCAUGCCUCUGCAUCAAAUGCAGUUGUCAGCAAAGAAAAAGAGAAGAGAUGGCUUAAGUUUUAGCUAGGACUUGGGACUCAGUUCUGUUUGUAGUUGCAUAAUAUAAUGCCUUCAAUUUAUGCCAAUGUUGAUACUUUGAAAAGAAGAGAAGUAGGAAGUGAAAUUUCACAGGUGUAAUGUAACUCAACUAAGAUAUUGGUAGAUUAAUGUGUAGUAUGUGGCCUUGUACAUGCUCUGCGAUUAUUCUACUGGACGAUGUAUGUGUUUUUUUUAAUACCAACCAGUGUUUGA
This is a messenger RNA of Gastrolobium bilobum, 1787 nucleotides long. RefSeq names its product zinc finger CCCH domain-containing protein 18. The transcript is spliced from 4 exons. The record is from RefSeq and is a predicted model, not a curated record. Lineage: Eukaryota; Viridiplantae; Streptophyta; Magnoliopsida; Fabales; Fabaceae. The coding region runs from base 69 to 1559 and encodes 496 amino acids. Gene Ontology annotation, molecular function: nucleic acid binding; metal ion binding.